This is a messenger RNA of Dendroctonus ponderosae (mountain pine beetle), 6043 nucleotides long. RefSeq names its product zinc finger protein 91. Gene Ontology annotation, cellular component: nucleus. The record is from RefSeq and is a predicted model, not a curated record. Lineage: Eukaryota; Metazoa; Arthropoda; Insecta; Coleoptera; Curculionidae. The coding region runs from base 519 to 4610 and encodes 1363 amino acids. Gene Ontology annotation, molecular function: zinc ion binding. The transcript is spliced from 5 exons.
UUAUCAAUGGCAUUAAUUCAGUCUGAACAUGAUGAUGUGCUACAUGUAGGAAAUGGAGUAUCGACAUCAGCAUGUUGAACGUUUCCAUUUCAACCUUGCUAGAACAGUACAGUUCAUGCUCAGGGCACACCAUGCCGAAUAGAAAUUGUUCAGGCAGCCAGUCAACAAUCCAUCCGUCUGCAGUCCUUAUUUACCGACACCGCCAGUAAAGUCGAAAUCGUAAGCAGUCGAAACUUGUAAUGCUUAAUCAGUUUAUUUCCUACACGGCGACAGUGCAUCAGUAACAUCAGUUGGCUCGUCCAGUUCCUCCAGAACUUUAGUUCAUUUUUCCAAGUUCCAGCUUUUCUAAUUUCCGAUGGAAAAGUAAGUGGGGGAGAGCACACGGGCACUGCAAACAUUGAUAAAGCUAGUCCGUCAUCGGCCACGAGAAAAUCUCAAAAUCAGCUUGAUAAACUGAGUCUAGUGAAUGCAGUUCGUGUUCAUAAAAGGACAUUGCUCGAACCAUUUCAUUAGUCGACAUGGAUAUCCAAGCAUCUGGUUCAGGACAUCCAUGCGAUAUUUACGCCAUUUGCCGGCUUUGUCUCUCGGAUAAAACUGAUUCUUUAAAAUCGGUUUUUGACGAAAUACUCGCCCCAAGCCGGUUAUCCCAGAAGAUUGAGCUGCUCCUUCAAGUUCAGGUUAGCAAAUUCGACCAGAUAUCCACUAUGGUCUGUAAUGACUGCAUUAUCAGACUGGAUACAUGGUUUGCCUACAAGAAACAAUGUCAUAAGAAUCAAACCAAAUUGACAGAAUGGCUAAAUAUCAGCAAGUCCAAUGGGAUAGAAUUACAUGAAGCUGUAUUAAACAUAAAAACAGAAUCUCUGGACCCUUUUGAAUCCGGACUGCCAGUUAAAGUUGAGGUAACUUGUGAAAAUGAUGAAUAUACUUCUACAGAUGUAUCUGCUUAUCAGUACGACAACGACAUAGAUUUAAGUGUGGUAGAAACUGAUGACGACAGGCGAUGUUCAGACUGUGGUAAGAUGUUUGGUAGUUCUCAAAAUCGCCGACGACAUCAAAACAUGAUGCACCUGAAGAAAGAACGAAGAUUUCAAAUGGCGGAAAUCAAAAAGGCGAAGCCUAAGCUGAUCACUCCAAUUGAAAUUCCUAAACGACUUGAUGCAGAUUCAAUUCAGAAAAUUGAGAAAAAACCAGAAGAACUUAAUGGAAAUACGACUAGUUCUUGUGAUGUAACUAGCCACAGGAAAGAUGAAUGUAAUUCUGAGACUAAUAAGUUUGAAGAAGCAGAUACCGAAAUUCCAAUUUUAACAAGAGUUGAAGAAACAACAGCUUUACUGAUCCCUGGUGGAGACUCAUUAGAAUCAUCAGCCGAAUCUGCAAAUAUCGAUGAAGGACCACCAAUUCUUGAAAGAAAUGUAAUACAAUCUGAAGAAAAGUACAAUGUGGAGCAAAAGCAAUCUGAACCGCAAACUAAACCAGAAAAAACGAACCCCGCUAAUGAAACUAAGCUGGAAGAAAAGCUCAUGAAAUUUGAAGAAGAUGAGAAAAAAAUAGAGUUUGCAGCUGGAUUGAAACUUAUCCAAAAAGACUCUACGCCUAACGAAUUUCACAACCUGUCUAAAAUUGAGAUCAGCUAUCUUGAAAAGUGCAAAGCAAUGGUAUCGAUGUUCCAAACAUUGCAGUGCGCCUGCCAUGAUGUGCAACACAAAACCAUGCGAAAUCUUUUAUCGCAUUUGAGGGAAACACGAAUUUGGUUUCCAUUGUUUACAUGUUAUAAUUGCAUGAUAUCGCUGACGGAUCGCUCGACUUUCACAAAACACCAUUCCAGGUGUCCUCAACCACAACUAGACGCAUUAAAGAAGUUGUCCAACUUACGGAAACGAAGCCAGCUUAAGUCAAGAUUGUAUCAAAAUUUUAAAUGUAACCGGUGUAAAUUUUUGUUUUCGUUCCACGAAGAUUUCUGCAAGCAUGUCAAUGAUUAUCAUGCUCGCGGGUCGCCCCCGUUUUACUGUUCGUGUCGUUUUGUAUUUAAUUCAUUGGAGGAAUACAAAACCCAUUGUUACACUUCUUGUACAGUGUCCUACUAUUGUGACAUUUGCUUUAAAACGACAUCCACUAUCGAGGAAUUUAUAAAGCAUGCCGAAGAAGAACACGAUUCUUCUGAGGGUUUUGUAUUACUUCAAGAUAACACGUAUGUGCCCCGAAGUCAAGCAUUUCGGCACAAAGAAGCAGAUGACGAAGCUAACGUACUGGAAGGUAAACGCGAGCGCAAGAAAUCGUGUAAAGAACCCGUUGUUGUGCAUAUUUACGACAAAGAAAUUCCUGCUGAUGUUAAGGACAUUCCAACGAGUGCAAUCAGAAGAAUGCUUGAACUGGAUGGAAGUGUUAACCUUUCAAGUAAUAGUAAAGCGCCAAGCAAAUGUCCUGUUUGCCGAAAACAAUAUUCUAGUGUAAAUAAUAUGAUGCGGCAUUACAGAACCCACAUAGAAAAGAAAGAAGUCGAAAUACCCAAAAUAGAGAACGAAGCUGAAAAUGAAGAUUUAUACACAUGUCCGGAUUGUGGUGGGGUGUAUCCGGCCUCAAAAUGGAAAGAUCAUUUAAAAGAGAAACAUUCUCUUAAAGCAUGUUCUGAAUGUGACAAGGAGUUUCAAUUCCAAAACGAAUUAGAUCAACAUAGAAGUGUACAUUUAAACAUUAAAGUAUUUAGGGAUUCUAAGACCCAAGUCUAUAGAUCGGCCAUGUUAAGUCCAACGGAAGAAAGUGCUGAACCAGCCGAGUCAGAUAUGAUUACGUGUACGAUGUGUGACGAUUUGUUCAACAACAAGGAUGAUUUGAAAAGGCACAAAAUGUUACAACAUGAUUCUAGUACCUUAUCAGCUGCUAGCAGUUCUAUGGAAAAUGUAAGCGAGCUGGAACCUUUAUUGGAAGUAACUGAGUUAAAUGAGGAGUUCAAUAACAAAGCCACUUCGGACCAACUGUUUUGUGAUCCGUGUGAUAGAGAAUUUGCCUCACCGAAGUCUUUGAGAGAACAUGUACUGAACAAACACGGUGCCAGUUUCUUGAAAAAUGUUGAGUAUCCGAAAACCUGUAAACUCUGUGGGAAGAGUUGCACCACUGGUUCUGCUUAUAAAAUUCACAUGCAAAUGCACAACAGGAUGAACCUGAGCCGUACAGAUAAACUGAAAGACGAUUUUCCUAAAAAGUGCGAGUAUUGUGAUAAAAUGUGUAAUUCUGGAGCGGGACUUUAUGUACAUACCCAAAUGCAUGAACGGGUUACUCUAGGAGAGCUGAAGAAAAAAAAAGUAGACAAAAAGAAAGUCGAUCUGUUGGAAGAACCAGAUGCGGAAGAAUCAUAUCAUACAUGCAACCGAUGUUUCAAAGUUUUCGCUACCAAAGGCAGACUAAAAGAACACUUGAAGUCGCAUAGUCUUUCGAAGGCGAGCACCAAAAGGAACCGAAAGGUACUUUGCGAUCUUUGUCAUCUGGCUUUGGAUAGCCAUGCGGAUUUAAAAAAGCACAAAUCUGAAGAGCAUAGCGAUGAGCUUCCAGACGAGCUCUCUGCGGCUAGCGAAAUGGAUAUGGAUGAAAGUACUAUGGAUACUAUUUCAGCCGUCAUGUAUGCUUGUGAUAAUUGUGAAGAUUCCUUCAGCUCUAGAGCAGAGCUAAAGUCUCACAAAGAAAUUCAUACCAAAUCGAGGUCAAAAACUUUAAUUUGUAAAUAUUGUAAAACGUACUUCAGUUCUGUGAACGAAUUAACCAAACAUAUGAAUUUAGAGCAUGACGAAAGUUUCAAACACAAAGUAAAAGUGAAAGAUAGUGAAAAGUUAUUUGCAUGCUCAAUUUGCAAAAAGACUUUUUCCACGUAUGGUGCAAUGACGGCACACUCAGGUUGGCACAAAAGAUCAGGUAAUCGAGGUGUACAAGAACUACCACUUAAUUCAGUAGCAGCUAAAUCUGCUGCCAGAUUAGCAAAGAGACAGACAGCCUUAAGAAAAAUAGAAGCAGCCAAGGAAAUUAAACCGGAACCGAUAGAAGUUCCUGAAUUUCAGUGUUCCACUUGUUUAGUGGAGUUGCCAAACGAAACUGCAUUGCAGAUUCACGUCUUGGAAAAGCAUGGAAACCUAGAUGCACUCAUGCUGGUUCCAAGGUGUGAUAUAUGCAAUAAAGAUUUUGCUACUCAAGACGAGUACGAAACCCAUAAACGUUUUCAUGAUUUUCUAGAGCGCCAAAGGCAACAUGAACGCCAGCUGAAAACGCCGAUUAUUCAAAGUGUUGAAACGGUAGUUGAAACUCCCGCUGAAAGUACUUCAAAAAGAGUUUUUUGUAGUUGGUGUAGUUCCAGUUUUAGUAGACAGGAUACUCUAAAUACACACAUUAAACACCAUCAUAAAGAGCACGUUAAAACAGAGUUUGAGUGCAACCAAUGCAAUCGAAUCUUUGAUAAACAGAGCUCAUUAACUAUCCACUUGAAAAUGCAUCAGAAGCAAAAAACUUCAACUGUACAAUUUCCAUCUCAAAGUGUUGGAAAAACAUAUGUGUGUUCUUUGUGCAAUAAGUGCUUCAACUAUCCCAAGGAUCUUAGAAUGCAUACAAUUAAUGCCCACCCGUUUUAGUAAUAUUAUUAUAUGAUCUAUUUAAACAUAAUAUUAGCCUGAAAUCAAAUGCAAUACAAAAUAAUUAUAACUAUUAAUUUUUCUCCAUUGGUUAAAAGAUUCUCACUUUGCGAUAUCUCAUUUGAAACACUUUGAGCUUUUAAAGUACACAUAGUGACAAAACUGCAUUUAACAAAUAAAAAUAAUUUCUAUAAAAUACGAGCGAGUAUAAAUUAUAUAAGAAAUAUUUUAAAAUUAGCUGAAAUAUUAAUAAUUAAAAUUUGCCAACUAGUUUUUAUUAUGUAAAGCAACAAUUUAAGUACUUAAUGCUAAGUUUCAAUGUAAAUAGUUCAUUCUUUUUAUUAAUUAAUAGAAUAUCUACAGAAUUCAGUUCCGGUGCGUUUCAGCGGAGGAAUUUCAAACUUAAUUUAAAUAAAAUUUGAAAAUAAUUCUUUUGUUGUAGUUUUUCCAUGCAUUCUGUUUAUUUUCUUUUCUUAUUUAUGUUGUUAGAUACUAUUCCAUUAUAUGUUUGCUCGUAGAUUCUUUUAUCAACAUCGACAAAUUUUUCCAGAUGCUCCUUCGUGGACGUAGUAAAGCAACGAAAAAAAUGUAAUGAUUUCCUGAUGAUUUUUCUAGUACAGGACAUAAGUAGUGGGGUCACAGUUGUUAAAAUAUAAAGUAUUUUGAUCUUGGGUUUAAGAAUUUCUGACCUGUACUUCUACACCCUAAGAAUUUGUUUCAAGUACAUCGUUUGUUUAAGAUGCAUUAAUAAUUUUUAUAAUAGCUGUUACUUUAAUUUAGGAACGUCAUAAAUGAUAAUCGAAUUUCCAGGAUUGGCUUUAUUAGCGAGAGAUUAGAUUGGAAAGAACUAAAUAUUUCUUUAAGGAUCGCAUUUAAGUUACUGUAUAUAUAUUUUUGACAACAAAUUCGCAUUUGGCUUUUCUCUCGGUUAUAAUUCAAAUUGUUUUGCCUAGAAAAAUGUUUAAUUUCAAUCAUGUAAUUCAAUUCUUCCCACCACGACGGCGGACUCUAUAAAAGCCAUUGUAAAAUAUUUGUUGUGUAACUUACGGUUUGUUUACAUCAACUAUUAUUUUAAUAUACAAAACUCUAUGUACUCCUGAUUUGAAUUUGAUUAUUGGUAUACAGGACAAGUUACACAAUUACACUUCUAAUAGUAAAAAAGAAUUACAUGAGAAAUUCGUGACUUUUCUAGUAGUGUGAUAAUUAUUUAAAAAUAUGUUUUCAAAUAUCAGGAUCCGUAAAUUGCCUUUAUUUAAACCACUUUCAGGCACUAAGAACCUCUAAUUUGUUACACCUUGUAUAUAUUUGUGUAUAGAAGCAGGUUGAUAGGUUGCGUUGAAUAAGGGAACUUUUCUUGCUCGUUUUGUGUAUUUUUUGUCGGAUUAAAUCCAAUUUAGUUAAUUAUUUUUGUAAUAAAUUUGACGAUAAUUGUA